Molecule: messenger RNA, 1702 nt
Organism: Lolium rigidum
Lineage: Eukaryota; Viridiplantae; Streptophyta; Magnoliopsida; Poales; Poaceae
Product: probable GABA transporter 2
Exons: 5
Coding region: 1-1491 (496 amino acids)
Cellular component (GO): plasma membrane
Source: RefSeq, a predicted model, not a curated record
AUGGCGCCCGCCGCGUUCGACGCCGAGGCCGGCGGCCCGGCGAUCGUGCCCGCCGCGGGCAACGGCACGCACAAGCCCGCCCCGGGUGCCGACGCGGACGCCGGCGCCGCCUUCGUGCUCGAGUCUAAAGGUACGUACCCCCACCGCGCGCGCCUCUCCCGCAAUGACCCAGCUGUGAUUCGAUCCUAUUCCGCCGUUUCUCAUCCGUCGGCCGCAGGGACCUGGUGGCACGCGGGGUUCCAUCUGACGACGGCGAUCGUCGGGCCGACGGUGCUGACGCUGCCGUACGCGCUGCGUGGGAUGGGGUGGGCGCUCGGCCUCACCGCGCUCUCCCUCGUCGCCGCCGUCACCUUCUACGAGUACUCCCUCAUGUCCCGCGUCCUCGACCACUGCGAGGCGCGCGGCCGCCGGCACAUCCGCUUCCGCGAGCUCGCCGCCGACGUGCUCGGCUCCGGCUGGAUGUUUUACUUCGUGGUGAUUGUGCAGACGACCAUCAACACCGGCGUCAGCAUCGGCUCCAUCCUUCUGGCCGCCGAUUGCAUCGAGAUCAUGUACUCGAGCCUUGCUCCCAAUGGUCCCCUAAAGCUCUACCACUUCAUCAUCAUCGUGGCUGUGGUGCUGGCUUUCCUCUCCCAACUACCAUCAUUUCACUCGCUGCGGCACAUCAACUUCGCCUCACUACUCCUAUGCUUGGGCUACACGAUCCUUGUAUCUGCUGCUUGCAUUCGAGCAGGUUUGUCGAAAGACGCCCCAGCCAAGGAUUACUCUCUAAGCUCAUCGAAAUCCGAGCAGACCUUCAAUGCCUUCCUAUCCAUUUCCAUCCUGGCCUCUGUUUUCGGCAAUGGCAUACUGCCUGAAAUCCAGGCCACGUUGGCGCCACCGGCUGCCGGGAAGAUGAUGAAGGCUCUGGUGCUGUGCUACUCCGUCAUAGGCUUCACCUUCUACGUCGCGUCGAUCAGCGGAUACUGGGCGUUCGGCAGCCAGGUCCAGUCCAACGUCCUGAAGAGCCUCAUGCCGGACUCCGGCCCAUCCCUCGCGCCGACCUGGCUGCUUGGCACCGCCGUCCUCUUCGUCCUCCUCCAGCUCCUCGCCAUCGGGCUCGUCUACUCGCAGGUGGCGUACGAGAUCAUGGAGAAGAACUCGGCGGACGUGACGCGGGGCAAGUUCUCGCGGCGGAACCUGGUGCCGCGGCUGCUGCUGCGGACGCUCUACCUGGCCUUCUGCGCGUUCAUGGCCGCCAUGCUGCCCUUCUUUGGCGACAUCGUCGGCGUGGUCGGAGCCGUUGGGUUCAUCCCGCUGGACUUCGUUCUCCCCGUCAUCAUGUACAACAUCGCGCUCGCGCCGCCGAGGAGGUCCCCCAUGUACAUCGCCAACACGGCUAUCAUGGUCCUCUUCGUAGGCGUCGGGGCCAUUGGCGCCUUCGCGUCUAUACGGAAGCUCGUGCUAGACGCCGGCCAGUUCAAGCUCUUCAGCAACAACGUCGUCGACUGAAGCACUGUAGAAUAAGUUUGUUAGGCGCCUAAUUGAGGUAUAGCGAAGUAAUUAAUCAGGCUACGUUUCCUUACUCCGUAGAGCUAGUUGUAAACAGUUCACAAGUACGUACGCGCCCAUCGAUUGAGUGUACACUAGGUACAGUAUAAUGUACGGGUCAUGUAAAUGGAAUGUGUUACGAGAAAUGCAAUAUACAGGUAGUGUCAGAGCA